AUUCAUGUAAAUGUGACCACCGCUUGAGCCCCUAGGUAAUAGUUUUAACAACAUGGUCCAAAGGGAACGUAAUCAUAUAUAUCCCCGGGAUCCAGGGCCAUCUAGAAAGUAUGUAAUAGACAACCUAACCGGUUAUAAUGCAAACGACCCGUGGCUACGCUUUUUAAAGCGUGAACCUGGUUACCAGAAGGCCCUUGGCAUAGCACAAAUGGUCGGUGGAGUCUACCGUAUGGAUAGCGACCCUGAUACCUAUAUCGUAUACUCUAACACAGAAAACUGCCGACAGGUUGAUAUGCUCUUCUUUCAAUGCAACUGUCCCAGUCAACGUAUUACCUGCUCACACCUGUUGGCAGCAGCAAUGUCCAACAGCAUUGGCACGGACUACAUCGCCAAGGUUGUUAUAAUGAAUCAAAUUGACCGAAGGCUGUUCGGUAUAUUGCAACGUGGUGAUGGUAUACCCAAUUUCUGCGUACCUCGACAUGUUGCCAAGUCCUUUAAAUACCUCGAACCAAAUGCAGACAAUACCCGAAUAUUACUAGAGAUGCUAAUUGGUAUGGUAUACCGGCUUAUGCUGAUGGACUAUGCAGGAUCGGGUACUGCAAAUAACCGCACUACGGAACGUAUUGAGUCAACCAGGGAAUAUCUUGACGACACCAGUCUUUGGUCACAAUUGAGCAAUGCAAGUAAAGAUAGAACUGCCAAUAUGCACCAGAGUUUAACUAACUCCAAAUGCGACUUUGCCCAAUAUGCUGUGGAUUACUUUAACGAAGGAUCAGGUGAUUAUUAUGACAGCGAUGACAGUUACUUCCACGAAGGUGACGGCGUUCCGUCCGUCUCGUUGCACUUUUCAGUUGCACGCUUGUUCAAUCGUUUGUCAUAUUACGUAUCGAGUGUUGGCAAUCUGCUAAGGCCUGAAUCUAAACUUGCAUUGCGUGAUGCUGUAAGAAUUAUACUUCCAGGAGCUUAUCACAUACUACGUGACGAAUAUCACAUGCAUUGGUUGUUGCCUAAUGACCUGGCUCAUCUAGAACAAAUGUUGAAGUAUCUUUUAAAGUCAUAUGAAAAACAAAGUGUAACAACCAUAGAUGGCUAUUCGCUAGCGUUGGACUGCAUAGAGCCAAUGCGUCAACGUGCUGCUUCAUUCAGUAUCUCCAUGCCAGACAUACGUGAGGCGUUGCGAUUGGAGCUCAUGGGACUACCUAUGAUGUCAAACGUAUACGCAGAUGUAAAUUGGUACGGACGCUAUCAACACAGUCUAGGAUCGAUGGUUGAAUUUUUACAAACAUACGAACUUAAUUUAAAUAUGGACAUGACGUUUGUAACCCUGGGCAACCAAUUGAUCAUCAAGGUGCCCCCAAUAUCGAGUUUCGAUAAUCCUUGGGAUGCCCUAACGGCAAUGGUUGCUGCUGUAGAAGAAAAUGACCCUAGAGUGUUCAGCGGAUGUGGUAUUACAUUAUUAGCGUUAGUCAAACAAAUAUCACUCUUGCCCCCGUUAUGCCAACUUAAAAAGGCCAUAUCACAUAUCUUCGAUCCCGGGAAUAAUGGAGCUAAGUUCAUUGCUAGUUGUUUAAUCCAUAUUCCAAAGAAUGUUGUAGUUGCCUUUUUCAACGCAUACAUCAAGGAAACUGUUGUUUUGGCCAGUGAGGCAUUUUGUGCCAUUGUAAUCGAGUUGUGCGAGCGUGUUUUACUAGGAAGCGCACCCACAUCUGUCAAAGAUAGUUUAUACCUGCUGGGUAUUCACUUCAACUUGGAUGUGGAUGAUGCUUGGUCGCAAGCUGCGUCCUCAUUUGAACGACGGCAAAGGCAGCAACGCAUACUCGCGUUAAGUACUGAUGCAGUGAUACCCACUGAGUCAAACUCUCAGAAGCAGCAGUGUAUACCCGAUUUGCCCAUGGAAUCUGUAGUGGACGAACCAUUUAGGUGUGAUGUAAAUAGUCUUGUGGAGAAACCUGCCCACGAACCAGUGUCACCACCUGAUGUUGAUAGGGUAGUAUUAUCCCCUGAAGAAGUCAGUACAAACAUGGAUAUUGACUAUGGGUAUACAUCUCCAGUAAUUGGAAAUGCAAUUGAUACUUCUAGUAAUACAGCAGUAAGCAGUAUGCAAUUAGACCAGGGAAAGGCAUUGAUAGAUGCAAUUCGCUUAUAUACAUUUGGUUACGGUAUACUGGAACAUUUAAAUCCCGAAGCUUCCGCAAUUGUCAAUAACCAACGGAAACAACUUGAACGUUCUGUCCGCCGUCUCAGUGAAGAUCUGUAUAGCUCCAGGUGCCAUUUACACCUGGAACUUAUACAAAAUGCUGACGAUAAUAAGUACAACUGCCCGUUGCCUGAAAUCGGUUUUGUAUUAGACCGUAGUGGUAUAGUAGUAAUCAAUAAUGAAUGUGGAUUUACCGAUAGCGAUGUCAAGGCACUAUGUGACAUUGGAUCCAGUAGCAAGACUAAUAGUUCUCGUGAUCUUAUAGGUCAAUUUGGAUUAGGAUUUAAGUCGGUGUUUCUAGUAACACAUACUCCCUGUGUAUUUUCCAACGGAUUCCAUUUCAACUUCUCAAGCAACCCCAAUCUCCAAAACAACGUCAUGUACCUAAUGCCACACUGGGUUGACGUAGGCACUGAUUCAAACCCAGUGUCAUAUAUACAACAACGUCUAUCACCACAGGGAAGUAAUAUCUUUGGAUCCUACGUACAAGACUUUACCAUGCGUCAUGGUAAUAUGCCUGGUACUUUUAUAUUCCUCCCUUUUGACAAGGGUAUUGAACCAUAUGAUUUCUACGCCUCUGAGUUCCGUCGCAUGGAAUGCCAUUACUUAUGCUUUCUCAGAAAUUUGCAAAGGAUCAGCUUUAUCAUUUGCGAAGGUACCGGCGAGUUGAUCACAUUCCAACGUGUAUGCGCAUCUACGGUUCACGAAGUUUCAACACCAGGUGAUUGGUCUAAAGAAUUGCAUUAUGAAGUGGGAAAUAGAUAUGAAUCAAGCAGGUACACUGAAAUCGAACUUGUUAAGUCCAGUGGUACCCUGAACCAAGUUAUCAGCCGUCACACUUCCAGCUUCCUGCUAUGUUGUCACGCGUUUAGUGAUAGAGUACCGGAUGCCUAUUCUAUAAACAAGAAACAACAAAAUGUAGUUACUAUUGGUAUACCGCUGAAUAUAGUGGAUCAAUGCAGUUACCAAGUGCACAACGUGCUACCUGUCAGAGACUACGGCCUCGGAUUCUUGGUCAGUGCAAAGUUUAACCUAUCAGUCAGCCGUAACGCAGUAUUGGUUGAUGACGCAUGGAAUAUCCAGUUGAUGGAUUGCGUAGCUAUAUCUUUCGUGGCUAGUGUACUGUUUGCCUCUAAUAUGGCAAUGUCAGCUCCACAUUGGUACUACAGCACAGUUAGGUGCAUACCCGGAAAACAUGGUGCCCGCGAUUGUUUUGCCAGAUGUUGUAAUUUAAUACAACAGUUGUUACAACGGGUUCCUUGGGUACUAACGGCUUCUGGCAAUAACAGGACAGUGCCAUCUGCGACUGUUGCAGUACCAAAUAUGCCUUAUCAGUCAAUACAGGGACUGUAUCUUGUUGAUACAGUUCGUUCUAUAAUUGAGCCCACGUUACUGGAGAAGUUCUGCGGAUGCUAUUAUGCAUUGGUUAAUAUUGGGAGCAAUGACAUAUACGAUAAUUUGGUAGAAAUUGGUGUAAAUGAUGUCCUGGACCCUGGAUUCAUAGCUCUUCUACUGGCGCAGCUGUCGAAUGCUGUUGAGCGUAGUUUACCCAUAAAUAAACAGGAAUCUAUGCUACGUAAGUUCUUUUCUGGCAUUGGUUCAUUACUAUCACUUCUGGCUCGUUUGCUCCAGACUAGUGACCUGGAUCAAAUUAAACAAUGUCUGUUGCUACCGAAUUCAUGCGGCUACCUAAUGCCAAUCGAUACUAAUACAGUGUAUGUGCGUGGCCCUUAUAUAUUGGGCCUUAACAAGCUACCAUUCGUUGUAUGCAGAUCCAUAUUCGAAAAUAAGCUAGGACUCCAAGGAUAUGAACAUCGCAUAGCGGCAGUACUUGAACAGUUGGGAGCUACUGAAUUGACUCCUGAUAAUCUCUAUCAAGCUCUGAUAUUAAAGUUAGCUGCUUGUCUGAAAUACGGCAACAAGGUUUCAUUGAAGUCUGUAAUAGAAAAUGGAAGAAUCCUGCUACAUUUGAUUUCAAUGCACCUUGAUGAUUUGGAAAAAUUAACACCCGAUGAAAAAAAUGAAAUAAGUUCAAUCUCAGUCGUAUGUUCAGACGGGUCACUAUCCACCUUGCAUGAUAUCGGAUUGAAGUUUUGUCCAGGUGACAAUAGCCCCUACGCAGAUGCAUACCCUGAUCUCCAAAAUUACUACAACAAUGCACGCCGUCUGUUAAGCAAGUCAACACUACGUAUCAAGUACUUAUCUGACCAAUAUCUAGAAGGUUUGGACAAUAAUACAACCAGCGGGCCUUCACUAAUCCAAUUCAGAGAUGCUAUCAACAGACUGGGGGUAUACAGCUUCUUGACAUACCGUAGGCGUGGUGUGACCUAUGAUGCACCUGAAGUAACAUGCCCAUACUACAGUAAAGCACUGGAACUAAGUGCACAGGAACGUGGUGAUAUAGAAAAUGGAACUUCUGAAAUAACAGACUGGUACACCCCCGAUAUGUCUCAGUUGGCUAGUAGCCUGUUGUGCGGAACUAUUAAAAGUGGCCAUGACUGCAUCACUGUUUGCAUAUACCAAGUGAUGGAAUUGGAAUUCACACUAUACCCCCAAUGCUACGCUGUUACAUCCAAUUCCGUAGUAUUGGGCCACUCCGUAGCGUACUAUCAAUGUCGACUUGUGCCAUGGGUACCUUAUGUAACUACAGCACUGGGAAAUGCUAUAUCUGUAACUCCAAUAGCUGUAGAAGACGAUAUAGGUAUAUCAUGCCCGUUGUUAAUCCAUCAGGAUCCAGUGGUUUCGCACCUAUUCCUAAAACCAACUGGUAAUGCGUGCAUCCUGGAUGUUAUCGAAUACAUCGCACAAGAGUUGAGUACUGCUCACGAGACGCCAUUACGCACAAGUCAAAUGAUAGAUGAACUAUCCAGGCCCAUUUACCAUCGGAUAAGAAAGUGCUUCUCUCCAGUGGCACUUGAUGCAAUAACAAAGUAUCCCAACAGUGUUAUAUCCAUUCUAGGAGACCUGUAUAAACAGUUACUAGACCGCAUCGAGUCUAGCGAGCUUCCAUUGAACAUAGUUGUCGAAAGGUUUUCCUCAAAAAGGCUUAUUGUGGUUUGCCAGUUGCCAUUAGCUCCCGGAUGUAAAUUCACGGCACUAUCAUCUGGAAGUGAUCAGCUUUAUAUACGUGACUCCAUAGUGAAGUCACCUACUACGCCCCCUUUAUCCCAACUCUACGCGCAAUUGCCAAAGCUUGAAUUUCUUUGGAGUGCUAUCGGCGUUAGCGAAUACCUUAGUGUAAGCGCUACCCUGGGUAUACUGGAGUCAUUACCCAAAAGGACUAUUGCUGUAGAACACAUUUAUACAGCCAUAUGUUGCGUUUUACACUUGAGGCAUAUCCUGGAUGAAACUGAAUUUAAAAACGUUCUAUGGUCCCGUAGGUGUAUUCCAGUGACAUCACAUCGAGAUUCGGUAUUUCUGGAAUUCAAAGGUGAUCAUGUGUUAUCCCAUGCAUCGAAUAUAACAGAUGGUAACCAUUGCCUGAUGGCACCUGAAUGUGGUCUGCUGACCAUAAAAACUGAAGAGUCAUGGAACCUGGUAAAUACAAGCUCAAUAAUGGAUAAUGGAAAACUUCAUCUAGCUGCAGCAAUUUCUGAACUUCCAAAUACACGGGUUAUUGCAGAAUAUGUAUCAUCAUGUUUUGGCGGAGCCACUAUUCACGAAGCAUGGUCUAGAAUUCUUAACUUAUUAGGGGCAAUUGAUCUGGCGGAUCGUUGCUCCAUUAUACCCGUUGUUGACAUUACCGAUGCUAAUAGAGAUACAGGUCACUAUGUGCUGUGUAUGUUGUUACCAUACAUACACUACUACAUAAAGCAUAAAUUGGGCACCAAUUAUGUUGACUGGUACCGCCAAGCGGUGUCAAUGUUAUUGCGUCUGGAGGUCUAUAUUGUCCAAGAACUUGACGCAGCAUAUGCUGUACAUCUUGGUGAUACGAAUUUAAGUGGUGACAUGGGUCCUAGGGACAGUGUACUCCACACCAGCCCGUGCGGUGAAGUUUGUCUAUACGCUAUCGGCUCCUGUAUCCAGGAAGUGCAAUUUGACACCAAGAUCCCUAAGCCAGACCGUUGUGGUUUUCCGGGAACGCUAUCUUCACAGUUCUUUGUUAACAUUGCUAGCAUCUUUCACCCCGGAGGUAUUGGAUCUAUGAGUUCAAUAGCUACCCCUAAUGAACAAGUGCGCUUCUUUGGGGCCGUCCUUGCUACAAUAUACGACAUGCUGCUAUCGGAACCUAAAAGCAGAGUUGAUCUAUUUGUAAGUUCAUUCAACAGAGGUAGCACUGUAGAAUGUCUCUGCCUGGAUGAGUCGACAUGGAAUUUCAUACCGAAGGUAACUGAACAUAGUGACCACGAUGUACCUAUGUCUACGGGUAUAGAAAAUGGAUUAUCUAGCAUGGAAUUGGAUAAGCAUGUGCCUCUGGAUGACCUAUCUAUACAGCAAGGUUGCACAAGUUCUAAAAUGGCUUCUUGCCCAGAGGAUAUGCCAUUAUUAAAAGCAUCAUGCCAACAUACCGUUUCUGCAAAGGGAGCAUACGGAAAUCAUAUACCUUCCGGAAGCAGGUGCCUAGAUAAUGUAGUGGAUCCUUUGGUUGCUCUGUGGAUAUAUAGAACUAAAAUGCCUGCUUCCAGUAGCACUAACGAGUUAUACACCCAUUCUCCAGCGUUACCGCCAACGAAGGAUACAACUGAUGCCUAUUCACCCAUGGAAUAUAGCAGUAUAUCACCGGAUGCAUCAAUUUUGGAUGAUAUGAAUCCACAAGUAAUCGAGGAUACAUGUGGACUAAAUGACGAAGAAAACGCCCUCCAGAGGCGAGUUAUGUCACUGCAUGAACACAAGAGUCUAGUCUCCAAGACAACAGAGGCUAAUACUACAUGGAUGAAAUCAUUGACAGAAGUAGGUAUCGAUGAAAUAAAAGAUCAAGAUCCCUAUUCGCAUAUGACUAAAGAUGUCUCUGAAAAAGUUCAAAUAAUGGAAACCAAGAAGUUUGACCCCGAUGUACCAAACAGCGGCAAGUUAGCUCCAGGGAAUCUCAUAUUAUAUCACGGUAAUAGGGAAUAUCGGAAACAAAUGACAAGACCAUUGAGCUACAUGCUGGCAAUAAGCGAUGAAUUGUCGUCACUCGUAUCGAGCGUAUCCCUAGUAGAAUGUAUCGAUGUCAUGAAGCAUGUAGAUACCAACCAAAUUGUAGAUAGGAUGAAGCAAUAUAUGCAUGGUGAUACAAAUGAACGCAAUAUAGCCGUAGGCUACCUAGGUGAACAAUAUAUAUACGAGUUUCUAAAGUCAGUACUCGCUGAAGAAAUCGCAGAUAACAAGAUUACGUUACGUUGGCUCAACGGUAAUGAUGAAAGUGGUCAGCCGUACGAUAUCCACGUACGUAACCGUAAUGGCGAGGAAACAUUUAUCGAAGUCAAGAGCAGUUGCAGUGCCGUAAAAGACAAUUUUGAAAUGAGUUAUAAGGAAUGGAAUUUCACACAACAAAUGGGAGCGCGUUAUGAAAUCUUUCGAGUUACGGGUGUUGGACAACAAUGUGUACAGCUAUCACGAUUGGUAAACCCCUAUUCAUUGUGGCGAGCAGGACGGCUUCGUUUCUGCCUUAGGCUGUAAAAGAAAUAAUAGAAUGUGAUUUUAAAUAAU
Babesia bovis T2Bo is the source of this 7828-nucleotide messenger RNA. RefSeq names its product DnaJ-like protein subfamily C member. Bases 53 to 7798 code for a protein of 2581 amino acids. The transcript has a single exon. Gene Ontology annotation, molecular function: zinc ion binding. Lineage: Eukaryota; Apicomplexa; Aconoidasida; Piroplasmida; Babesiidae. The record is from RefSeq and is a predicted model, not a curated record.